Messenger RNA from Clavispora lusitaniae ATCC 42720, 1323 nucleotides. RefSeq lists its product as uncharacterized. The record is from RefSeq and is a predicted model, not a curated record. Gene Ontology annotation, molecular function: phosphatidylinositol-4-phosphate binding. Gene Ontology annotation, cellular component: Golgi cisterna; cytosol; trans-Golgi network. NCBI's taxonomy places the organism in Eukaryota, Fungi, Ascomycota, Pichiomycetes, Serinales, Metschnikowiaceae. Gene Ontology annotation, biological process: Golgi vesicle budding; Golgi organization; retrograde vesicle-mediated transport, Golgi to endoplasmic reticulum.
AUGCACUCUACUGCAAAAUUAGAAGCCACCACCUCAACCCUCACAUUCACUUUUAUUUUUAUUCUCAUUUUCAUUCUUACAUUCACCCACUUUCACUUCACUUUCACUUUCACAUUCUCUCAUUCCGCAACCGCUUGCGAUACUUCACUCUCCCAAUUCCGACUCGCUUGUCCACCUAAGGUACUCCUCUACACAAGCGGCGCGAAAAACCACCUUAACUAUCCAGCCACCGGAAGCUUCCUCCUACCCACUCCAAAAAGCAGCAGCUGCAGUUUCCGUUUCUCCUCUCCUUGCAGGUUUUCUCUUCUCAGUCACUCUGCACGCAGCUGUCUCAUACCGAUGUCCUCUGUUUUGCAAAAACGCCGUGGAGCCAAGACUGCUCCACUAGCAUCGGCCGACGAAAACGACCUUGAAAACCACAAAGUGGGCGUCGACACACGCGAUAUCGUGAACCAUCGUGAAUUGAAAGUUCCAUUUCUCACGCUUAUGGAGGAGGUGUUGUUGAUGGGCUUGAAAGACAAGGAGGGCUACCUUUCGUUCUGGAACGACAACAUUUCGUACGCGCUCCGUGGAUGCAUUUUGUUGGAGUUGGCGUUCCGCGGCAAGAUCGCUCUUGUCAACGACCCGGCCCGUCGGCGGUUCGAGUUGAGCGACCGUUUGGUCGAGGUGGUGGACACAGAGCCUACUGGCGAAGUUUUGUUAGACGAGUCGCUUCGUAUCAUGAAAAACGACGAGGGCCACUUGUCUGUGGGCAAUUGGAUCGACUUGUUGUCGGGCGAGACGUGGAACUUAAUGAAAAUCAACUAUCAGUUGAAACAGGUGCGCGAGCGUUUGGCGAAAGGCUUGGUCGACAAGGGUAUUUUGCGUACUGAACGCAAAAACUUCUUUUUGUUUGACAUGGCCACCCACCCUGUUGCCGAUAAGAUGGCCAAGGAGCACAUCAAGAACAGAGUCUUGAACUUGUUGACCCAGAAAACCGUUGACUUUGACUCUUUGAGCAAUGACCAAUUCCCCGCAGACACUUCAUUCCGUUGCUUGCGCCUGAUUUCUUUGGUGUGCGGUGCUUACGCUGCCAAUGUGUUGGAAAAUGCUUUGAUGUCGUUGAACUAUGACAAACGUGACCUGGCUUUCUCGCGGGCAGAUGAAUUGUUGAAUGAUUACAGUGAGUAUCCUUUUGGCACUAAAGGUCUGCUGAGUCCUUUGGGCUUGGGUAUUAACUUGGCCCAGGAGGUCGCCAAAGAAGUGGAGCAGGCUAAUGAUUUACAAUUGGAGCUUGUGGCCGCAAUCUUGAGUGUUUUUUCCCGCAUGGACUCCAUCUUGUGA